This is a messenger RNA of Corythoichthys intestinalis (scribbled pipefish), 8875 nucleotides long. RefSeq names its product homeobox protein Meis1. The transcript is spliced from 13 exons. Lineage: Eukaryota; Metazoa; Chordata; Actinopteri; Syngnathiformes; Syngnathidae. Gene Ontology annotation, biological process: angiogenesis; hemopoiesis; positive regulation of transcription by RNA polymerase II. The coding region runs from base 895 to 2061 and encodes 388 amino acids. Gene Ontology annotation, molecular function: RNA polymerase II cis-regulatory region sequence-specific DNA binding; DNA-binding transcription activator activity, RNA polymerase II-specific. The record is from RefSeq and is a predicted model, not a curated record.
GAGUCAUUGGGCGCAAAUUUCAACGACUGACCCGACCGACGACGCAAAUGAGCUCAUCUCGGAUUUUAAAAGGACUGUUUUUUGUUUUGUUUUUUAACUUCUCCGCUCCCCCUCGUUGCGCACGCCACUUGCUGCGGUCCUCGUACGCAAGCUGUUUAUGGCCAGCACUACUUCCGGGUUCGAGCACACACACACACACACACACACACAAACACACGCUCGCUCGUCUCGCCGUAUACACGCCGCACGUCUCCUUUAAGAAAAGCCCCAAGCCAGAAUGAUGAACCCUCCUCCUCCUCUUCUUCUUCGUCCACCACCUCCUCCUCCUUCUCCUCUUGAGCUCUUCCACACGUCUUUGCAUAAGUAAAUCAAGCCGCGGGAGGGAGAGCGGGCAGCCAGCAGCCAGCGUAGCCAGGGAGAGACGCUUCCUUCCCGGCCGUGAGCGGGAGCGCCGAGCCGGUGUUCGUGCGCGCCAAGGAGGAGGAACGCCACAGACGAGCGAGCAACGUCGGGCACGCGGGGAACCAUAAAACCGACCAUGACAACCACCGGGUGUCUUCUAAGGCUUUGAAUUUGUUUUUAAUUUUGUCGGGGUGGGGGGGAACUCGGAGCGAGAAGGAGAGCCGCGGAACGACUCUCCUCUGCCGGGUCAACUUGGCCGGCAACGCGGUGACUGGCCCGAGGGGAAAAAAAGAGCCCCGAAACGACAAACCCGAAGGAUUUUCCUUUGCUGUUAUUUUCCUUUUUUUUUUUUUUUUUUUUUUUUUAAAUGUAAGCCCCCCCCCCACCCCCAUUUUCAUUUUUGUUUGGAUUUGCUAAUUUGCCGUGCAAGGCUGGCUUCCGAACGGAUUUAAGUGGGACUUGAAUCACGAACGGCGGGCAGCGAGGAGGCUUAUGGCGCAAAGGUACGAAGACUUGCCCCACUACGGGAUGGACGGGGUGGGCAUCCCGACCACCAUGUACGGAGACCCGCACGGCGCGCGCUCCAUGCAGGCCGUGCAUCUUAACCACGGGCCCCAGCUGCACUCGCACCAGUACCCGCACACGGCGCACACCAACACCAUGCCUCCCAGCAUGGGCUCGUCGGUCAACGACGCGCUCAAGAGGGACAAGGACGCCAUAUACGGACACCCCCUGUUCCCACUGCUUGCACUGAUUUUCGAGAAAUGUGAAUUAGCGACGUGCACCCCUAGAGAGCCCGGCGUGGCGGGAGGGGACGUGUGCUCGUCGGAGUCUUUCAACGAAGACAUCGCUGUGUUUGCCAAACAGAUUCGCGCAGAAAAACCUUUAUUUUCAUCAAAUCCAGAAUUGGAUAAUCUGAUGAUUCAAGCCAUUCAGGUGUUACGGUUUCAUCUGCUGGAGCUGGAAAAGGUCCACGAGUUGUGCGACAACUUCUGCCACCGCUACAUCAGCUGCUUGAAGGGCAAAAUGCCCAUCGACCUGGUCAUCGACGAUCGCGAGGGGGGCUCGAAGUCGGACAGCGAAGAGAUCACGCGCUCCUCGGUGGCCCUCGACCAGACGUCCUGGAACCGGGACCACGACGACACGGCGUCCACGCGUUCGGGGGGCACGCCGGGCCCGUCCAGCGGCGGCCACACGUCGCACAGCGGCGACAACAGCAGCGAGCAAGGCGACGGCUUGGACAACAGCGUGGCCUCGCCGAGCACGGGCGACGACGACGAUCCGGAUAAGGAAAAGAAGCGCAACAAGAAGAGGGGCAUCUUCCCCAAGGUGGCCACCAACAUCAUGAGGGCGUGGCUCUUCCAGCAUCUAACGCAUCCGUACCCAUCAGAGGAACAGAAAAAGCAACUGGCACAAGACACGGGCCUCACCAUCCUACAAGUCAACAACUGGUUCAUCAACGCUAGGAGGAGAAUAGUGCAGCCCAUGAUCGACCAGUCCAACCGUGCAGUAAGUCAAGGAGCUCCCUAUAAUCCAGAUGGUCAGCCGAUGGGGGGCUUCGUCAUGGACGGCCAACAGCACAUGGGAAUCAGACCACCUGGACCAAUGGGCGGAAUGGGAAUGAACAUGGGCAUGGAAGGUCAGUGGCAUUAUAUGUAGCCCCGCCUCCCCCCCCCGGGGCCGACCAAUCGCAACACCAAGGCGAACGACUGGCGGGUCCAGCAGGAGGUCCCCGUCACGCAGCGGCGUCUGUCCGGAUUUAAGGGGACGGGUUUCCCCUCCAUCCCGACCACCUUCCUGCGCACUUCCGAGACCCCUCCCGAUUCCUUAUUAUAACCCGGCCGGUCAUCGAGACGCCGGCCGGCGUGAACCGAACCGGACCGCCCCCAGAUGGACCGGAACCCCCUUCGCCAACGGUUUUGGAACUCGUUUGAGACUCGCCGUGUCGCUCUUCUUCUUCGGGGACGACCGCGAGGCGAAGGCGAGCGAGGACCAGCCAAUGUCUGUAAAACCCGAAAAGGACGUGUAAGCAACCAAAAAAAAAAAAAAAGGUGUCUGGUUGAUUUUAAAAAAAAAAAAAAAAAAACGGAAAAAACGAACAAUCCAUCUAAACACAGCUGAGGGAAAGACAUGAAAAGUAUGAAACCGUAUAUGGAGCCGGUUGUUUGGGAAGCAAGCGGAGAGAAGAAAUCAUGUGUCAAGUGAUGCUGGACUCUCACAAGAACUGCUAAUUCAACUAUUGUAAAUGCUAUUGUAUUGUUCUGCAUAUUAUGUUGUUUCUAAUAGAGUUUUUUUUUAAAAAAGGGAAAAAAUAAGCUCUCUUCUCAUUUUUUGGGGUUUCCUUCCACUUUUUACACCUACACAAACCCUCACCCAAUUUCCCAGUUUGGUCUGCCUUGUUCAAAAUGCCUCACCCUGGAUGGCCUGUCCCUCUGCAUUUGUAAUCCUUUUCAACUAGGUUAGCUACUCUGAAAGGGAACCUCGACAUCUUGCAGCUCCGAUUCCAACCGUCACUCUUUUAAUCACGUAACACACCUGACACGUUUCUUCACUUCUGUACCACACUCAACUUGGCUCUGGAAGGAUGACCGCAAAUAAUAAAAGAUAUACUGUACAUACAGUAUAUUAGGGGUGUGACAAUAUAUCGAAAUGCUGAUGUAUCACGAUCUCAAAAGUGCGCUCUUGCAAAGAACCGAUACACCAUUUUAAAAAGGAACCAACAGAUUGCUACCUAAUUCUUCCACUAGAAUGGUGUCUGUGUUAGCGGUGUUAGCCAAUCCAAUUUGACCGUCAGUGGCACUGAAACGGCAUUCGCAGCCAGUUUUCCAGAUUUAGGCGGGGUGGGGCAUUUGAAGGUCACGUCGUUUUCAUUUUAGGACAUUUACAGGUUACUACUCAUUGAUUUUUGAGUCACUUCCAAAUUCAUUGUGGGACAUUAUCUGGUCACAUCCUGUUCAUGAAGCCAAAAUCAACAGGAAAUGACCCAUAAAUGCCCCAAAACCAAAGGCAAGUGACCAAAAAUCCAUUUAUUGUACAGUGUUAUGAAAAAGUCUCUGAACCUUUUGACAUUUCUCCAUAAAAUCACCAUCAAAUGUGACCUUUGUCAAAAUCACACUGAUGAAAAAACAGUGGCUGCUUUAACUAAAACCACCCAAACAUUUAUAGGUUUUCAUAUUUUAAUGAGGAUAGUAUGAAAACAAUGAGAGAAGAGGGAAAAAUAAGUGAACUAUAUCAUUUAAUAUUUUGUGGCCCCCUCUUUGGCAGCAAUAACAACCAGAUGCUUCCUGUAGCUGCAGAUCAGUCUGGCACAUCGAUUAGGACUAAUCUUGGCCCAUUAUUCUCUGCAAAGCUGCUGUAGUUCAGAUUCCGGGGAUGAAUUGUUGUCCUUCGGUCAUGCUACAGCAUCUUUAUGGGUUUGAAGUCUGGACUUUGACUUGGCCACUCCAGAAGGUGUAUUUUGUUCUUCUGAAACCGUCCUGAAGUUGAUUUACUGCUGUGUUUUGGAUCAUUGUGUUGUUGCAGCAUCCAGCUUCAACUGUCUGACAGACGCCCUCAGGUUUUCAAGCAAAACAUCCUGACAAACUUUUGAAUUCAUUCUUCCAUUAAUGAUUGCAAGUUGUCCAGGCCAAGAGAGAGCAAACCGCCCCAAAUCAUGAUGCUCCUUCAACCAUGCUUCACUGUGGAGAUGAAGUGUUGAUGUUGGUGAGCUGUUCCAUUUUUCCUCCACACAUGACGUUGUGUGUUAUUCCCAAACAAUUCAACUUUGGUUUCAUCAGUACACAAAAUAUUUUGCCAAAAUUUCUGUGGAGUGUGCAAGUGCCUUUUUGCGAACAUUAAACGAGCAACAAUGUUUUUUUUAGACAGAGUCCUCCCAUGAACACCAUUCUUUGCCAUAGUUUUACAUAUAGUUGACGUGUGCACAGAGAUAUUGGACUAUGCCAGUGAUUUCUCGAAGUCUUUAGCAGACACUCUAGGGUUCUUUUUCUACCUCUCUGAGUAUUCUGCGCUGAACUCAUCUUUGGUGGAAGGACACUCCUUGGGAGAGAAGCAACAGUGCCAAACACUCUCUCCAUUUGUAGGCAAUUUCUCUGACUGUCGAUUGAUGAACAUUCAGACUUUUAGAGAUGGUUCUGUAUCCUUUCCCAGCUUUAUACAAAUGAACAGUCCUCAACGCAGGUCUUCAGACAGCUCUUUUGACCGAGCCACGAUCCACAUCAGACAAUGCUCUCAACACAUUUCUUACCAGGUGUGUGUUUUACAGGGGGCAGGACAGCUUUAAACCACUCAUGGGUGAUUGAGCACACACCUUACUUAAAUUGUUUGGUGAUUCUGUAGUUUGCAUAAUAUCCUCAUUAAAAUAUGAAAACCUAUAAAUGUGUGGGUGGUUGCAGUUCAAGCAGACACUGUUUUUACAUCUGUGUGAUUGACAAAGUCACAUUUGAUGGUGAUUUUAUGCAGAAAUGUGAGAAAUUCCAAAAGGUUGAGAUACUUUUUCAUACCACUGUAUAUUGUAGAAUGAUUUCCUGACCGAUGGACUCGGUCCAUUGUUGUAUCGCCCUAUCAUGAGAUCAUCGUUAUUGUGAGCCUAGUAACGUAUGGUUCCCAACCCUUAUAUACAUAUAUUGUAUCAAUAAUCCAUUUUAUAACAUUACAACUACCAAAUUUUAAAACUCUGAAAACUCUAAUGAAAAAAAAUGUAAACAUGAAAAAUUAUGACUUUAUUCUCCUAAGAAAACUUACUAUAAAUGCAACAAUAAUUCCUUGUUGCCUUUAGUAUUCCAGUGAAUACUUCUCAUCAGAUGCCAUUGACAGCAAAAGAUGUCCAAUCCGUUUGAAUGGCGUACUGCAAGCAACACGUCACUUUUGCUCAUUAAUAUUCAAUGACGUUAGCAAUUGUGGCUAGGCGGGUCAACCUCCCGUUUGUCCCUAAUAGUAAAUGAAUGGAAAUAGUGUACGAACGACAUGUUUACUGAGCUAAACCUACCAAUUCUGUCUGAAAAAUGAUGUCCCUGGUGCCAAAUUCAAUGGUAAAGAUGUGGAAGAGCAUACAAAUGUUCAGUUAAAGAGAUGGCUUGAGUGUCGAGGGCUGGAAAAAGACGAGCCGACCUGAUCCAGAGUUUUUUUAUUGACAGCUUUUUCUUGUUGAAAAAGGAGAAUGUCACUGUCAGUGGAGUAAGGCAAUGCACACAAGCGAUCCUUUACCAUCAUAUGCCCAGUCUUCCUUAUAUAUUAUAUCUUCUGGUUGUCUUACGUCUCUGACUGUUCGUGGGGGCAAUUUACAUUGCUAUUUUUAUGUACUGAUCACAAAUGCUAUUCGGUGACUGCCAAAGAACACUUUUAAUUUUUUCAUUAAUAACAAAUCUUAAUUCUAUCACUUAUUUACACUUCCCCCUUAUUAAAGUAAUUUUUUUUACAACAGAAAAGGUAGCAGUGGCAGUCACAUACCAUUUUAAUAUUAUUUUUUAGGUCAUUCAUUGUCAGACAGAAGCAGCACGGCAAAACGCCAUGCUAAAAAGUAAGUAAAAAUAUCCAAAUGGCUUACCUCUUCGUCCUCUGAACGACCAUGGCCCCCAACAAAAUGUUUACUGCAUAUGAAAUGUGAAUGGCUUCACCUUGCUGGUGUUCAACUGGUCUUUUGGACGUCCGCGCAAGUUGAUCCAUUCUUCACAUUUUUUCUUCCGAGUUUUUUGGUUUUCGUUAUGAAGAAAACAUCCUUUAUAUGUCUAGAGUCAUUUCUACAAGUUCCAUAGCAGCAGUGUUUGAUCGGCAUGUUCUUUUUUGAAAGAUUACCGGAGAAAACCAGCAGAAAUAACAUGGAUUGUAUGCGAGGCUGUGUCAGUAAUGUCCCACUUACGCAUUACGAUGGCGACGUCGUGGUCUAAAAAUAACUUUCAUUAUUAGGAGUGAUCAUUCACAUUGAGUUCGCUACAUUUAUGAAAGUGUUUUUUAAAAAAAAAUGAGAACAACAUACAAAAAUCUAGAAAAAUCUAUUUACGAAAAAAUACUACUCAAAGAAUUCAAAAAAAAAAAGAUUUAAAAAAAAAUCACAAAAUUAGGACUACAGUACUUUUCCGGCAGAAAAAACUAUUAUCUUAAAAUGAUUGUUGUUUUCUCACUUGAGAGAAGACAGAGAAAAAAAUAUUUUGGAGAGAUGGUCUGUUAAAAAAAAAAAAAAAAAAAAGCAUUUUCCCCAUAAAAGAAAUUAAACUAAAAAAAAUCCAUAUACUUCCCGACCAAAACAUAAAAUCAUUUUCAUGUAUCUAUAAGUGUGUUUGCAUGUGCUUUGAAGCACUUUAAACAUGACACAUUUUUAAAUAACCACUUUAUGUUGUCAUAACCCCCGCUGCUUUAAGUGCCAUCCGAAAUCUAUUCUUAAUUUAAAAAAAAAAAAAAAUCCCAUUCAAAUAACAAAACGCGUGUGUUUGUAUAUUGACGGAGACGGUUUUUCUUCCCCUUUUUUUCUUCCCGUGGCGACUUUGCCAUCCCGCUGCCUUCAAAAUCUUUUCAUUAUUUCUGAAUACACACAUUUCUUUUGGAAUGUCCAAACAGCGCUGCACGGAAGCAGAGGAGACAAGAGAGAAAAGGCCGUGUUGGAGCACCCCCUGUGGGCAGACUGCGGUAGAGCAACUCCUACUUUACACAAGUCACUCAAAUAAAACACGUCAGUCAUUAUCGUAAUGUAUAAACAUUGAGCCAUUGUAUUCCUGUUGUGAAGUAAUGAAUUUAGCCAGUGAAAUUCUUAAUGAAACACCAAAUUACAAGCAUGAAAAGUGACAUUAACGGCAUAUUUUAAAUGAGCUUUUUGUGAGAAAUGAACUGAUUGGUUAGUAGUGACGCCAAUAGGCGUCCCCAGUUCAAAUAAAUUGAGGAUGAAAAAAAGCAACGUGAUUAGAUGCCAAUUAUCGGCAGUGAAAGUAUGUAUUUUAUUUUAGAAUUUUUUUUCAGGCGCAUAUUAACAACUUUUUAUGAUAGUUCAAUGCAAUACGCCUCCGUAAAUUCACUAUUCAUGGCUCGUGACACACUUUUCUCUUGAUCCGUCUGACUCCAAAUGGAAUCAAAUCUUUGAAUAACAUCGAAUGAAUAUUUCCCGAAAACGUCUUUGGGCCCGUGAACGUCACACAUCGCUGACCUACAUUUCUCAAAGGAGUUGGCGACGCUUUCAAAAAUGAUUUUGAGACGCAGUUUUUUAUUUCGGAGGAUUCUCGUCGUGUAUGAAGUGGUUUUCGUUUGACAUUGAACGCAUCUUUUGAUAACGUGCUCGUAUUCAAAGCGCUGUGCGAUCGGGGGUUACGUGAUUGGAUAUUGCUGAUUCAUAAAUUCGGCCAAAGUAAUUGCGCCCUUUAAGAUUUAAUAAUAAUAAAGGUUCAAUUAUGUUUAUUACGAUGAAGAUUCGUUAUUUGCCCUCUCAGAAAUAUGAUAGUGAAGAAACAAAUUUGUAUCAUCCUUAACAUUACAGUUGGACAGCAAGUGACUAUUUUUGGUAAUCAAUUUUAUUUGUGUGUGUGUGCGUGCGUGCGUGCGUGCGUGCGUGUUAGGACUUUCAAACAUUUAUAGUGCAAGUGACUUUUUUUUUGUCAUUUAAAAAAACAAAUAUUAAAUAUUAUGAUAAUAAUACCUGUAUUUUCAAUUAUUGAUCAUGAUCGUGUAUUCAAAUUAUUUUUGUGAUUGUAAAUACAUGUAUAAGUUAAUACAAUGCUACUCGGUGACUGCCAAAGAACACUUUUAAUUUUUUCAUUAAUAACAAAUCUUAAUUCUAUCACUUAUUUACACUUCCCCCUUACUAAAGUUAUUUUUUUUUACAACAGAAAAGGUAGCAGUGGCAGUCACAUACCAUUUUAAUAUUAUUUUUCAGGUCAUUCAUUGUCAGACAGAAGCAGCAUGGCAAAACGCCAUGCUAAAAAGUAAGUAAAAAUAUCCAAAUGGCUUACCUCUUCGUCCUCUGAACGACCAUGGCCCCCAACAAAAUGUUUAGUUGGUUAGUAGUGACGCCAAUAGGCGUCCCCAGUUCAAAUAAAUUGAGGAUGAAAAAAAGCAACGUGAUUAGAUGCCAAUUAUCGGCAGUGAAAGUAUGUAUUUUAUUUUAGAUUUUUUUUUCAGGCGCAUAUUAACAACUUUUUAUGAUAGUUCAAUGCAAUACGCCUCCGUAAAUUCACUAUUCAUGGCUCGUGACACACUUAAAAAAACUAAUAAAAACUAAUGACAUUAAGAUGAAUAGAAACAGAAAUACACACUGGUUACAGCCCCUAGUAAGACUCUAAAGUUGAUUUUUCUUUUUCAUAGUAUUUAACUCAUUGCACGUCAUUGAUGGCGAGAGAUGUACAAUUCAUAUAAACGGGGAAGACAAGCUGGGAAUGCUCAUGUUUCAGCGCCAUUGACGGCGCUAGAUGUCCAAUCCAUAUUGACUGGGAGGGGUGAAUGAACGUUCCUCCCAGUCUAAAUGGAUAGGACGUCUAGUGCUGUCAAUGGCUGCUAU